GUUUUGGAAAGACUCUACUCACGGUCGCCAUUAUUCUCCCUGGCUUGACAGACGGGAAAAGGACGUUUAUUUUAGUUUUAUGAUAUAUUUCUAAGUGAACGGCACAUCUGAGACUCAAUACGUGAUCGGGUUUUGGUUUACUGUGGGUUUGCAAACCAAGCUCGUGGGUGCAGAAUGGAGAGGCGGUCCGAGGGUCUGGGUGUGGGAGGAUCUCUUCCCCUGUCCUCCCUCCAACUGAUGGUAUCCCCCCUUCAGCUGACCUACUCCUACAUGUGGCAGGUCAUCCGGCAGAAAGAUGUCAAGCAGUACCACAAAGUGGAGGAGUUUGUUACCGUGGUGACACAGACCGUCCCAGAACUUAUGAGCUUCAAGCAGACCGCCCAGUUGGUGUUGGGUUUGAGGGCCCGGAUCAUUCUGGAUCUGCUCCAAAAGGACGGCCAACCAGAUCCCCGCACUAUUCAGACUCUAAUCAACAAGCUGCAGUUGGCUCCGCCUUCAGGGGAUGCAGAAGUGGAAAAAUGUCAGACAAACUUCAUGGUACUGGUCCAGAAUCUGCUGAAAAGCCCCACAGAGAGGAAACACUUCUUUAAGGAAGUGUUCCCACUUCAAUAUGGCACCAAGUUCGACACGGCGCUGCAGACGCUUACCGCCGGCUUGGUCUGCAAGUUGGAGCAACUUCUUCCUGUUCCCAACCUCUCCCAGCUGAGCGCCAUGAUCUCAUCAGAUCCUGCGGUGCUGCAAGCGUGUGGAGGCUUUAUGCCUGAAGGUGCCCGCCUGAAGAGCCUGCUCCUGUACCAGCAGUCCAAGGGGCUCCUCUCUGGUAAAGCAACCAUCUCAUCUUCAGUUGGCGACUGUGUGUUAUCCUCGCUUUCCUUCCGACCCAAGCCCGUCGAAGCGCCGCCUCCGAAGCCGCCCGUGGCGAUCCCUCCAAUCGUGAGCCCGCCAAACGCCGACCACGACGACCCAGGCGCCAUAUCGGACGAGUCUGAUCGCGUGGAAGCCCCCGUGGAUAAAGCGGCAGAUAGUGAAGCUGCGGUGGUCUCUGAUGACCAGCCAGACCAGGAGAAAAGCGCCCCGCAGGAGCCGCCCGCUUCUGCCACGCCGCUAGCGGAAGCCUCUAAUCGAACCCCCCUGAAGCCCAUCCCCUUUAGGGUGAUUCCGGUUCCUAUCAAAAAGGUCCCAGCCUCCCCAAGUACCACCUUGACCAAAGACGGACAAAAGACUCAGAGAGUCACCCUGCAUCAGUGGGUGUCUAAGAUCGCCACCAACACCAUCUCUCUCCCGGCUCUUCCGCCACUCCCCCCUGACAGGCUGAGCCACGACGACUACAGCAGACCCAGCAUCAGAAGGAAGAAGCAGAUCAAACCGCCGGCCGACAGGUUCAACUGCAGCAUGUGUGACAAGAGCUUCCCCUACCAGUCCAAGCUAGUGGACCACGAGCGCAUUCACACGGGUGAGAAGCCCUUCGUGUGCACGUCGUGCAACAAGAGUUUCCGCACCCAGGCCUUCCUCAACAAUCACCUAAAGACGCACAGCACGGCACGGCCGUACGCAUGCGGCCAGUGCGGCAAAUGCUUCGCCAAGCUGCAGAGUCUGAGCAAGCACAUGCUGGCGCACAGCGGCCAGAAGCCGUUCUACUGCGACGUGUGCAACAAGGGCUUCACGCAGUCCACGUACUUCAAGCGGCACAUGGAGUGCCACACCAGCCAGAUGACCUUCCCCUGCAAGCACUGCAACAAGAGCUUCCCCACCGCCUUCAAGCUCGCCAACCACGAGCGCUGGCACACCAGAGACCGCCCGCACAUGUGUGAGCGCUGCGGGAAGCGCUUCCUGGUUCCCAGCCUGCUGAAGCGACACAUGGGCUACCACAUCGGAGACCGCCAGUACCUUUGCUCUCAGUGCGGGAAGACCUUUGUCUACUUGUCUGACCUGAAGAGGCACCAGCAGGACCACGUCCCCAAAGCAAAGAUCCCCUGCCCGGUGUGCCAGAAGAAGUUUUCCAGUAAGUACUGCCUGAGGGUCCACCUGAGGAUCCACACCCGAGAGAGGCCGUACCGCUGCUCCAUAUGCGAGAAGAGCUUCACCCAAGUGGGGAACCUGAAGGUCCACAUCCGCCUGCACACCAACGAGCGCCCGUUCAGCUGCGACGUGUGCGGCAAGACGUACAAGCUGGCGUCACACCUCAACGUCCACAAGAGGACACACUCGUGCAAGAAGCCCUGGACCUGCGACACGUGCGGGAAGGGCUUCUCGGUCCCGGGCCUCCUGAAGAACCACGAGCAGGUGCAUGCCAGGGAGGCCGACCCGGACUUGGCUGCAAAACGCAGGCACAGGAACAAGCAGAAAAAACUCUCCCUCAAGAGGAAGUACGACGAGGAAGAGGAGGGCAUCGAUGAAUACUAAACCUCUUCUUGCUUCUUAAUCUUAACAAUAUUUCUCACUUCUUUUCCUUUUUUGAUGCAAUUAUGGAACAGAAUAGUAAAAUCAUUUUAUUUGUACAAAAUGUGAUAACCAUGAAAAAGAUAUUUGUAAACGUAAUCAUUAUUCACUCAAUAUUUGUUGUGCAUGUGAUUGUGUCAACUUUGCAGCAUUAUUAGUCGACCAAAUAUACUUAAGUAUUUGACUUCAUUAGAAUACAAUUUAACAUUGUGCAAACAUGCCUUCCAGUCUUACCAGCUGUGUUUUCACAACAAUAAAAAGUCGAAACUUAAAA
Nerophis lumbriciformis (worm pipefish) is the source of this 2713-nucleotide messenger RNA. RefSeq lists its product as uncharacterized. Gene Ontology annotation, molecular function: DNA-binding transcription factor activity, RNA polymerase II-specific. Gene Ontology annotation, biological process: regulation of transcription by RNA polymerase II. NCBI's taxonomy places the organism in Eukaryota, Metazoa, Chordata, Actinopteri, Syngnathiformes, Syngnathidae. Gene Ontology annotation, cellular component: nucleus. The record is from RefSeq and is a predicted model, not a curated record.